UAAAGCGGAAGAAGAAGAACUGCGUCUGAUGACAGCAGUCAACAUGGCGUUCAGUUUUGGCGGAGCCACGAGUAACCCAGCUGCAAGCACGUCCGGAUUUUCAUUCGGUUCAUUUGGUGCCAAAACCACAGCAUCAACAGCAACAUUUGGGUUUGGGGCCGCAGCCCCCACCACAACCACCACCGCCUCAUCCGGAUUCGGCACUCUUACUGCCCCUGGUUUUGGGGCUGCCACCACCACUGCUGCUGCACCAGCCACAGGAUUUAGUUUUGGCUCCACCAACACUGGAUUUGGGGGGCUGGGAGCUGGAAACACCACGGCUGGUGGGUUUAGUUUUGGGGGGUUUGGUUUAAAUGCCAACCCAGCAGCAGUCAGCUUUAAUGUGGGGUGCUUUGGUACAGCAACCACCACUGGCACUGUUUUCAAUUUUGGUAAUAGCCUGGCUAGCACAGGCGCAUUUGGUGGCUUUGGGACAACUACAACAACUGCUGCUGCGCCGGGUUCCACUUUUAGCUUUGCUGCUCCCACCAACACCACAGGAGGCUUGUUUGGUAACACGCAGAACAAAGGGUUUGGGUUCUCCUCUGGGCUUGGCGCUGGGACCACUGCUGGGACAACAGGAUUUGGAACUGGAUUAGGAACAACUGGCCUGGGUGGGUUUGGAGGCUUUAACAUCCAGCAGACUCAGCAGCAGCCAGGAGGCUUGUUCGGCCAGCAGGCCCAGCAACAGGGUCAGGCUCAGCACACCCAGCUUUACCAGCAGGUCACUGCUCUGUCAGCUCCCACCUUGUUAGGAGAUGAGCGUGACUCCAUCUUAGCCAAAUGGAACCAGUUACAGGCUUACUGGGGCACUGGGAAGGGCUACUACAGCAACAACAGCCAACCUGUUGACUUCACCCAGGAAAACCCAUUCUGCAGGUUCAAGGCGGUGGGCUAUAGCUGCGUCCCAGUGAGUAAAGAUGAAGAUGGUUUAGUGGUCUUACUCUUUAAUAAAAAGGAAGCUGAUGUGAGAGCUCAGCAGCAGCAGCUAGUGGAGUCUCUCCACAAGGUCCUGGGAAGCAACCAGACACUCACUGUCAACGUAGACGGUGUCAAAGCCCUGCCUAGUGACCAGACAGAGGUGAUCAUUUAUGUGGUAGAGCGUUCCCCUAAUGGCACCUCCAAGCGGAUCCCUGCCUCCACACUCUUCAGUUACCUCGAGCAGGCCAACAUCAAGGUCCAGCUCACACAAAUCGGAGUGGCCAUGUCUGUCGCACGCACAGAGCUGUCUCCAACACAGCUCAAACAGCUGCUGCAAAAUGCACCUGCAGGAGUGGACCCCAUCAUUUGGGAGCAGGCUAAGGUGGACAACCCUGACCCAGAGAAAUUAAUACCAGUGCCCAUGGUGGGUUUUAAGGAGCUGCUUCACCGACUGCAGAUCCAGGAGCAGAUGACCAAACAGCACCAGACCAGAGUGGAUAUUAUCUCCAGUGACAUCAGUGAACUGCAGAAGAACCAGGCGACCACAGUGGCCAAGAUUGCCCAGUACAAGAGGAAGCUGAUGGAUCUCUCUCACAGGGUGCUGCAGGUGCUGAUCAAACAGGAGAUUCAAAGGAAAAGUGGUUAUGCUAUCCAAGUGGAUGAGGAGCACCUCCGGGUGCAGCUGGACACCAUUCAGUCUGAACUAAAUGCCCCCACACAGUUCAAGGGUCGGUUGAAUGAACUAAUGUCCCAAAUCCGGAUGCAGAAUCAUUUUGGAGCUGUGAGAUCAGAAGAGCGCUACAGUGUUGACGCAGACCUUCUCAGGGAAAUCAAACAACACUUGAAACAGCAGCAGGAUGGUUUAAGUCACUUGAUCAGCGUCAUCAAAGAUGACUUGGAAGACAUCAAACUCAUAGAGCACGGGCUGAGUGACAGUGGACACAUGAGAGGAGGCAUCCUGAGCUGAGUCCACCCUACCAACACACACAUACAUAUGCUCUCAGUCCUCUGAAAAGUGGAUUGCCUGUCAAUUAAUCUUGAAGCAAUUUUUUGCCUUCAGGUUUGAUCAUAGUGGGGCAUCUGAAUUUGGAGACUUCUCUUUUAUUUGUCACAAUUUUGGCUGGUUUAUCAGGACUCUGCCCCGUCGUUUGUACCAACAAAACAAUGACUGGUUAAUCUGUGCUUUCCGCACUGAUGUAGAGCGCUUGAUGGAAAGACUCAUCAUCGUCUAAUAAUAGCUGGCUUUCCUUAUGUUAAAUCAGAUUAUGGAUAUAAGACUAUGAUUGUGACUGACAUGUAAACAAGUUGUGGGAUUGAGUGUGUGUUGGGAUUGAAUACAUUGUAAAUACAUCUUUGUAUCUCCUUUUUUAUGCUGUUGUUAGAAUGUUAAUAAAUUUCAUUUAAAUUGAAAAUAA
Epinephelus moara (kelp grouper) is the source of this 2375-nucleotide messenger RNA. It is a transcript of the gene nup54, whose product is annotated as nucleoporin 54. Gene Ontology annotation, biological process: nuclear pore organization; NLS-bearing protein import into nucleus; protein localization to nuclear inner membrane. Lineage: Eukaryota; Metazoa; Chordata; Actinopteri; Perciformes; Serranidae. The coding region runs from base 29 to 1927 and encodes 632 amino acids. The transcript is spliced from 15 exons. Gene Ontology annotation, molecular function: structural constituent of nuclear pore. The record is from RefSeq and is a predicted model, not a curated record. Gene Ontology annotation, cellular component: nuclear pore; nuclear pore central transport channel.